AUGUCUCGCGAUAUGGGCCCCCCUGCCAAAAGGCAGAAGAGUUCUGGCAAUCUCCCGCCACAACUACGCGACGCCAAGCGGAAGGAUAUCGACACAUGGGAAACCAAUCGAAUGCUCACAUCCGGUGUGGCACAAAGACGUGACCACGAAGGUGAUUUUAUGCCGGAAGACGAAGAGGCAACUCGAGUCCACUUGCUCGUCCACGACCUCCGGCCACCUUUCCUCGAUGGCCGCACCAUCUUCACGAAGCAGCUCGAGCCGAUCUCCGCUGUUCGCGACCCGCAGAGUGACAUGGCGGUAUUCAGUCGAAAGGGAAGCAAAGCUGUGCGUGACCGUCGACAACAGCGCGAGCGACAGAAACAGGCCCAGGAAGCGACAAACCUGGCUGGCACAGCUCUGGGCAACUUGAUGGGUGUCAAGGAGGAUGAGGGCGAUAGCGCAGUUGCCAUGCCUGUUGAAGAAACAUACAAAGGAGGAGGGAACAAGUUCGCCAAGCACCUGAAGAAGGAUACUGGGGCCAGCGCGUUCAGCUCGAGCAAGACUAUACGGGAACAGAGAGAAUACCUUCCCGCUUUUGCUGUGCGCGAAGAUCUCUUGAGAGUCAUCCGGGACAACCAGGUUGUCGUUGUUGUUGGAGAGACAGGAUCGGGAAAGACUACACAAUUGACCCAAUUCCUGCAUGAGGAUGGAUACUCCAAAAACGGCAUGAUUGGGUGCACGCAGCCUCGUCGUGUGGCAGCGAUGAGUGUCGCAAAGCGUGUCAGCGAGGAGAUGGAGGUAGAUCUCGGUUCUACUGUUGGAUAUGCGAUUCGUUUUGAGGAUUGCACCAGUGAUGAAACAGUGAUUAAAUAUAUGACGGACGGUGUCUUGUUGCGAGAAUCUCUGGCACAGACUGAUCUUGACAAAUACUCCUGCAUCAUCAUGGACGAGGCGCACGAAAGAGCCUUGAAUACGGACGUGUUGAUGGGUCUUCUCAAGAAAGUUCUAGCUCGGCGCAGAGACUUGAAAUUGAUUGUGACAUCAGCAACUAUGAACUCAGAACGUUUCUCGCGCUUUUACGGAGGUGCCCCGGAGUUCAUCAUUCCCGGCAGAACAUUCCCGGUUGACCUUCACUUCUCUCGCACACCUUGCGAGGAUUAUGUUGACAGCGCGGUCAAGCAGAUCUUGGCUAUUCACGUAUCUCAAGGCGCGGGAGAUAUCCUCGUCUUCAUGACUGGACAAGAGGACAUUGAAGCAACCUGCGAGCUGACUGAUGAACGAUUGAAGCUAUUGAAUGACCCCCCAAAAUUAAGCAUCCUACCCAUUUACAGUCAAAUGCCAGCGGAACAACAGGCAAGGAUCUUCGAAAAAGCUGCUCCGGGUGUGCGCAAGGUUAUUGUUGCUACCAACAUCGCCGAGACCAGUUUGACUGUCGACGGUAUCAUGUAUGUCGUUGAUGCUGGCUACUCCAAGUUGAAGGUGUACAACCCGCGCAUGGGCAUGGACACUCUUCAGAUCACGCCAAUCUCCCAGGCCAACGCAAACCAGCGAUCUGGACGAGCUGGCCGAACGGGGCCAGGCAAGGCCUAUCGGCUUUACACCGAGACGGCCUACAAGAACGAGUUGUACAUCCAAACGAUUCCCGAGAUUCAACGUACCAGUCUCGCAAAUACUGUUCUUUUGCUCAAGUCUCUUGGCGUGAAGGAUUUGAUGGACUUUGACUUCAUGGAUCCUCCCCCACAAGAGACAAUUUCCACCUCUCUUUUCGAGCUUUGGUCUCUGGGUGCUUUAGACAAUUUGGGUGAUCUUACAUCCUUAGGCCGCCGCAUGACACCAUUCCCCAUGGAUCCCCCUCUCGCCAAGCUGAUCAUCAUGGCAUCCGAAGAAUACGGCUGCAGCGAAGAGAUGCUGACCAUCGUCGCAAUGCUCUCAGUCCCUAAUGUCUUCUAUCGCCCCAAAGAACGAAUGGAAGAAUCAGACUCAGCCCGCGAGAAGUUUUUCGUCCCAGAGUCUGACCACUUAACCCUCCUCCACGUCUACACUCAAUGGAAAACCAACGGAUGGUCCGACUCAUGGUGUGUAAAGCAUUUCCUACACGCCAAAACCCUCCGCCGAGCCAAGGAAGUCCGCGACCAACUCCACGACAUCAUGACCGCCCAGAAAAUGCCACUUAUCAGCUGUGGCACAGACUGGGACACGAUUCGCAAAUGUAUCUGCUCGGGCUUUUACCAUCAAGCCGCACGCGUAAAGGGUAUUGGCGAAUUCAUCAAUCUCCGUACCAGCGUGACUAUGGCUCUUCACCCUACAAGUGCACUUUACGGCCUGGGCUACGUUCCCGAGUACGUAGUCUACCACGAGUUGAUCCUCACGGCGAAGGAAUACAUGUCCACAGUGACAGCAGUCGAUCCACACUGGCUCGCCGAACUAGGAGGUGUCUUUUACUCUGUGAAAGAAAAAGGUUAUUCGCAACGUGACCGCCGCGUAACAGAACUCGAAUUCAACAAACGCAUGGAGAUCGAAUCGCAAAUGGCACUUGACCGCGAACGCGCGGCGGCAAAUAAAAAGCGCGAGGAAGAGCGGAAUGAUCCUACACGCCGCAAGCGAGAAGUCGAGGUUGGCGCGGGAUCUGCUGUGCGUCGACCGGUCAUCAAGCCGGGUCGAAAGGUUGGCGGUCUCACUGCGUCAUCUUCUACUUCGUCGCGGCCUAGCGCCAAUGGUAGUGGAGGCGGUGGUAGUGGAGGCGCAGGAAGAGGUGGUGGUUCUGGGGCAAGUGUUGUUAAGAGACCGACUGUUCCCCGAAGGCCUGGACGGGCAUUUUGA
Messenger RNA from Penicillium nucicola, 2799 nucleotides. Its product is annotated as putative mRNA splicing factor RNA helicase (Prp16). Gene Ontology annotation, cellular component: intracellular anatomical structure; spliceosomal complex. Gene Ontology annotation, molecular function: RNA binding; ATP binding. Gene Ontology annotation, biological process: mRNA splicing, via spliceosome. The transcript has 3 exons. The record is from RefSeq and is a predicted model, not a curated record. Lineage: Eukaryota; Fungi; Ascomycota; Eurotiomycetes; Eurotiales; Aspergillaceae. The coding region runs from base 1 to 2799 and encodes 932 amino acids.